CAUCCCGGAAUAGGAAAUGACGUCACAUCAAGUGAAAACUAUCGUCUGGAAGCUAAAUCUUGUGACACUGCAAGUUCAUUUCGCUUGUAAACAAAUAUGAUUCAUACACAUUGAGAAAUAAAGAAUGAAUGAGAAUAGUCUAUUUUCUUAACUCUACAUUAGUGUUCAGACGUACUUGUAGUGUAGCCAAAGGAGAGAAUUUUAUUUGACAAGUGACGUCAUAUUGUCAUUGACUCUCACUGCUCGAUAUCUUUUUCAUUACUCGAACGCGGAAGAUGGCAAAGAAAACGUACGAUUUAUUGUUCAAACUGCUGCUGAUUGGAGACUCCGGUGUGGGGAAAACUUGUUUGUUGUUCAGAUUUUCAGAUGAUGCUUUCAACACUACGUUUAUUUCGACCAUAGGAAUUGAUUUCAAGAUCAAGACAGUGGAACUUGGUGGCAAAAAGAUUAAGCUCCAGAUAUGGGACACAGCGGGCCAGGAGCGUUUCCACACCAUCACCACCUCUUACUACAGAGGCUCCAUGGGCAUCAUGCUGGUCUAUGAUAUCACCAACGUGAAGACCUUUGAUAACAUUUCCAAGUGGCUGAGAAACAUUGAUGAGCAUGCUAAUGAGGAUGUGGAGAAGAUGAUCCUGGGCAACAAGUGUGACAUGGACGACAAGAGACAGGUGCCUACAGCACGCGGAGAAGCGAUCGGCCGUGAACACAACAUCCCGUUCCUGGAGACCAGCGCCAAGGCCAACAUCAAUGUGGAGAAAGCCUUCAUGAACCUGGCACAGGCCAUACUCAACAAAACCCCCGGCAGGAUAUCGGAGCCCAGUGGAGUGAACAUGAGCCAGCAGGACACCACCUCCAAGCGCUGUUGUUGAUGCUGCAGCAGCUAGAACUGGCACUGGAUGGCUGACUGUCCCCCCUCCCCUUCUCCCCCCCCUCCACUACAUUAUUUCACACAACCGUCAGCUCCCUCACAGGAUGUAAAUUACUGCCUGACUGCAAUUCACCCUCCCAGUCCAGACCCAGCUGCGACAGGCAUGUUUGAGGUUCCUCCACACAUCAUCUGGGAGUGUCUCUGUACUGGCAAUCUCUCCUGUGAGGAAAUCAACUUAAAUCAGUUUCUAUUCGUCAGUAUUUCCAAGAGCCCUGUUUUUCACCGUUUUUUAUCAGGGACGUCAUCAAGGGCAAAAUAUUUGGGCUGACAGUCUGCCUGGAAUAAAACUACUUUUCCGAUGUUUGGACAGAACUUUUUUGUGACUCUCGUAUCAGCUAGCAGUUUUUUAUAGUUAUAGAAUCAAGUGUGUAUUUUUUGGUAUGAGGUUGGCUGUUUAAUGUUUCAAAUUGAUUUUGGUUUGUCAAUUGUCAUGACACUUACUUCUUUUUAUAGGCUUCAUUGAUGGGAUUGGGGAGGGGAGGGGGAGGGGAGGAAGGCAAGAAAUGUUAUGAAGGUUGCAGAUGGUCAUUGAGCUGUUUGGGAUAAAACAGAGGUUCAGUGUACAUGGAGGUAAUCCAUGUGUCAGUUGUACAUCUGGGUGGGAGGAAGGGGAGGAGGGGAUGGUGCUGGUGGCGGUGUCGUGUUGUGAAUGCUGAACGUUUUGUUUUUGUCCGAUGCUGUCGCUAUCUCGUACGAUGGUGGCCCCAGGCUACUGCACUUUUCCACAUUCUUAGUAUCAUUAUUAGUUGUUUUUUUUUCUUUUUAUGUCUUUUUUUCUAUUACAUAUUUUUUUUGGCGCCUUGGGCUUUCAUGUUUGUUAAUGUUCAUCAAUCCAGUAUCCUCAAUCCAGUACAUGGAAAAUUUUUGGUCGUUUUUACUUUUUUUAUUGGUAUAUUUUUUUCUGUUUGAUCUUGAUGUGUUGUAUAGUGGCAGAGGAGUUGGUCAAUGGGUCAAAGUCUGCCCUGGGCACUGAUCAGUUGUCUGGCACUUGGUCCAGCAAAGGAGGGUUGGGGCUGCUGAUGGAAACGAGGGGGGGGGGGACACCAAUUGUCAAGGUGGUCAGAAAAAUUGUGGUCAGAACGUGUUCGAGCUGGAUCUGUUAGACUGGGGAGUUUGAGGAGUUUGAAAGCUGUUCUGGGACUGGUCAAAGACCUGGCAGAAGCUGAACUUGGUGAGAGGUACCUUGUGUGUUGUGAUGGUGGAGGGAGCACCGGGUUGGGGCAGAGCACGGUGAUAUCUCCAGCUUCAAUUUCUCUAUACUCUGUCCGUGGGACCACAUCCAUUCGUGCUUGGGGAGUGGGGGGGGGGGGGGAGAGUUCCAUUCCCAUAUAAAUGAAGGUUUUUUUUGUUAGUCCUGAGGGAAAAUUUGGAAAACGCAGAGUCAGCUUAUGGUGUGUGUUCAUUUGUCCAUGUGUGUGUGUGAGGUACAAGUCUCCGCCUGGCCGUGGAGCUGACCACCCUUCCACACUCUGUGACAGCCUUGUGCCGUCGCCGUCAAUAUGACAGAUCACAAGUAAAACCAGCAUCAGUCUUGUGUAGGCGUCUCCAGAAAGAUAUCUGAAUGAAUGAAAGCCUUUUUUCUUCAUCUUACGCGGCUACAGUUUUUUCCCCCUUGCUGCUGUCAGUAUUGGCUUGGUAUUAUGUAGGUCAUCAUAUGCUAAGGCAUCUUCUUUGUGAUCUAGCCCUUGCUGCCGUGUUAGCUGGAGAGACCGGCAGGUGAGACCUUGUAAGGAGUUUGGGGUUCUGUGUCCACUUGAAUGUCCAUAGCUCAUGAUUUGCUCUGUGUCAAUGGCACCGACUUUUUGUAAUGCAAAUUUUUUUUGUACCUUCACAUCCCCUUUGGAUUUCAUGAUCUUGUGGCACUGUCUGCAAUGUAAGUGUCUGUGGACCAUGUGUAAGUGUCAUUAUGAGUGUUUGUUGAAGGUGUGUGGGUGUUUGUAGGUUGGAGAGAGUGAGCGGAAGAAAUGUGUUGAUGGAGUUCAGAGCUGUGAUCUCCUGGUCAUGAUUGGUUUUCUGUCUGAUGCUUGAUAGUGAGAGUGAAAUUGUAAGCUAAUUCUUAUGUAUGUUUUGUUGCGUGUGUUGUGCAGCAGAUACAAAGUGUGUCAUUUUUGCACAGCAGAGCACAUUGCAAUGAAGAGUAUACUGACUGCAGUAGAUGUUGUGUGUGUGGAGUGUGUGUUGCAUGGCAACGCCCAACAUGUGGCUGGAGUCAUGUAUCAAAGGCUAAGUGGGAAUGUGUCAGACUGGGCAGGAAAGAAAAACAGGGAUCAUCACAGAGGUGUUUGGUGCAUGUCUUCUUAUGGUGAUGUCGUCGCAGUGGCUUAUGGUGUGUGGUUUUCCUGUGAUGUUCCUCAGCAAUGUGAUGUGCUAUCUUGAAAUGUCCAUACUUGUUCCGUCUUGUAUUAUUAUCAAUGUAUUGAUGAUAUGAUUGUGGACUCCCUAUGAAGAGAAUUCUGAUGAGAUUUUUAUGGGAAAGUUUGGCAGUGUUAUCCUGUGUUGUCAGGGUCAUCAUUUAGUGUUGAACAGGGAUGUGGCUUUGACAGCCUUGCUCUGAGGGAGAUAGUAAUGCUCCCUUUGUGGAGAAUGGAGCUUGGUAAUGUGAACAUGUGCUUCUUUGUCCCAGGAUUGAGUGGCUCAGCCCCCACUUCACACAGACAAACUCUGUUGACCCACUCCUUAUUUAGGGUUUGUUUUCUUCAGGGAGUGAAAAUCUCUGCUGAUGUCGGCUCGGGGUUGAAAGGUAUGAGUGUGUCAUGUCCAAAAUAGGUGUAUUAUCAAUACAUCGUUGUCAUGAAAACUCUUCAGUUGAGUGUACCACUUGCCACAAAGAUUUGUCCAUAUCUUUUUUUUAUUUCUCAGAUUUUGACUUUUGUUUUCUGCCUGUGAGUCGGAUGCAAGUGUCUGUAUCUUAUGUGCGGUAGGCCUAGAUUUCUUUUUUAAUAGGCCAGGGAAUUUUUUUGUUUCUUUUUUUAUGUGCAGUUCAUGAUGUGAUUGUGGCAACUUCCACUGCAUAAGAGGUAAUUGGGUCUGAGUGCCUCGUCUUCUCAACGACACUUUCUCCUUUGAGUCAUGUCAGAUGGUCAGUACUGUCAUGAGAUGCACUUUGGGUAUAGAGACUUAUAUGUUACUGUGGACCAUUUUGAGCAAGUGAUGGAGUGAGAGGUAAGCUGUGUGUGUGUGGCCUGGUGGUGAAGUGGAUGAUAGUUGAGAGAUUGGCUGAAUGUGACUGGGUGUAGACUGGUGGUUUCCCCCUGGGGGACAGCGAGAUUGUUUCCUACAACCUGAUCUGAUUGCUUGUUCCAGUUGUCUCUGACAACACACUUGUGUUCGUUGUUGUCAUGAUGAGGAUGAUUCUGUGAGCUUGAGAGCUUCCCUGGGUAUUGCCUCUUUCAGUAAAUGUGUCCAUGUAUAUAUAUAUACAUUCACUAGCCGCUGCUAUAGAUGUUAGCGCGUCCCGGCUGCUACCGCAGUGUUCAAGGGUUAAUAUCAAGUACAAAAAAAGAUGCCCCCAUGUUUUUUUUAACUUUUGUUUUGUUUUUUUGUUUUUUCUUCUGGUCUUGAGUUGCCUCAGGAUUGGUCUUGAGUUUGUGGUUAGGGCUUGACCUUGUGCCUUUAGUGUUACUAUGAAGUGCAUUUGAUUCAUUUCUUUCCCCAGCUAAUGUGUGCAUGGCUAGACAUUUUUGUGUGUUUUUGUUUACAAUACAAUGCUAUCAGAAAUAAACUGCAACACAGAAUUUUUUAAAAACUAUUCAUCCAUGUAUAAUAUACUAUAAUUGUGUCUACUUCACUUGCUGCGCCCUCACACAGUACUGGUUAUGUAGAGGCUCAGUGCCAGAGAAGUCUCGGGAAGAGUUUUGUGUAGUCCAGUUUAUGCUCUUCAACUUUAUGCUUCUCUGCUACACAUUUUUCUGCGCUGUGUCGCGUUGUUAUGAGUCCUGCUUCAAAAGCUGGUAGAAAUAUCAUGGACAGAUGGUUUAAAAAUCAUCAGUUAAGUUAAAUUACUUUUUUUACUCUUUAGAAUUUGUAUGGAAAUAUUGGGAAAAAGCUUUUGAUUCAACAACAUUAUGAGAUCUAAGUAACUGUCUUUUUGGGACCUGUGGAAAGGCAAUGUUGUCUUACAGUACUGGAGUUUGUCAGCAAGUUUUGUUGUGUAUUUUGUGUAAAAACAUUCUACUCUGGGCGUUCACUUCAAGUUCAAGCUGUGGGGGUAGUGGGAGAUCUGUUUACUGUAAUGUCUCUGUUGUCCAUUCAUUUGGUUUGCUAUCUCAGUCACAGUCAAAAGAGUUGAAAUCGUACAAAGGACAAAAUUCUACGAAUUUUUUUCUGUUUCAGUGACUUUGGAUUUGGUCAUCAGUAGACAGUAUUUUUUUUCUGUUCUUCGGAAUUCUUUGGUCAAAGUGUAAAGAGACAUUGGUUCUUUUCUGUAGUGAAACCCCCACGCAAACACAGAUCAUGUACAGUACUCAACUCGAUAAUAAAAAGGGAAAAAUGUU
Molecule: messenger RNA, 5421 nt
Organism: Aplysia californica (California sea hare)
Lineage: Eukaryota; Metazoa; Mollusca; Gastropoda; Aplysiida; Aplysiidae
Product: ras-related protein Rab-10
Exons: 6
Coding region: 276-869 (197 amino acids)
Biological process (GO): cellular response to insulin stimulus
Cellular component (GO): Golgi apparatus; insulin-responsive compartment; recycling endosome
Molecular function (GO): GTPase activity; GTP binding
Source: RefSeq, a predicted model, not a curated record